UUGGUCAAGCUGGCGCAACCACUUCGCCCUGAGUUCUGUUCUUGCACCGGCACCGAAGAACAGAACCAACCCGACGCCGCCCCCCUGGUGUACAUGCAAUUGUGGAGGAGCGUCAUGAACGCAAGGAGGUUUGGCGGCAAGCCCAUCAUAUCAGCAACAUCAUCCCUCGCAUCGUCCCCGACGUCGCUCACCCCCGAGGGCGACGACGACGACACCAAAAUGUCCGACUCUUCCUCGAGGCCGCUCACUGUCUCAAUACCCCAAACCAUCACGAACCCUCACAAUCGAAAACCUAACCUGUCUGAGAUCCUCGCCAACACCGCCCCUCCCCCAUGGACUCUCAGCAAAUUCAUGGCCUUUUUGUCGCAGAAUCACUGUCUUGAGAACCUGGAAUUCACCAUGGACGCGUCCCGCUAUCGGAAACACUACUCAAAGUUGAUCAGCAGGAACCCUGGGAAACCCCUCUCUCCGCUCUCUGAAGAAUGUGCAUACGUGCUCAUGUUGUGGAGACGAUUGAUCGAUGCCUACAUUCGCGAGUCCGGUCCCCGUGAGGUCAACCUCCCUGCCGACGUCCGCGACACCCUUCUCAAACUCUCCGAUUCACAUCUUCCACCGCAUCCUUCCGCAUUAGACCCGGCCGUCUCGAAAAUCUACGAGUUAAUGGAAGAGAGCGUGCUGGUGUCAUUCCUCAACUCCGAAUGCCCCCAGUCGGCAUAUCCCCGGUCAGCAUACCCAUCCUCCAACAGCCCCGAAGGCAACGAUGCUACCAGCCUUACGCGUGCUUCGACUCGCAGCUACGACGAGCGCGCAUUGUACCAUACCAAGAUCCAGCCAGGCCACCAAAGAGCGUCCGCGCCCUCGGCUCUCGCUUCCACUUUCAUGCAUCCUCGACACUUCGCCCACGCACGCUUCAAUUCCCACCCUGCAUCCACCUCAGCAGCGUCAUCGCCAUCGAGUCGUAUCCCUUCGGGAUAUGGAAGUGGGAGUGAAGCCUUGACCGACGACUCUGGCAGCGGUAGCCCCAGCGGAUUGGGUGAUCCUCUCACGCCACCCGGCACUCCGCCCAUGACCGACUAUCCCAUGGUCGACUUUCAUCAAUCGUAUUAUGAGCCUGCCCCGGGUCCGAAUAGUUCAACGCCAAGCCCCCGAAUCAGUCGAGGCGAGCACAACCACCUUGCUCAUGUAACGCGAGACAGCUGGAAGCGUGUGAGUAGCAAGCUGUGGCCGAGAAAACGGAGCGGGGGAGCGCUCCGAGAAGAAGAGCAAGGUGUAGUUGAGGGUGGCCUUUUCUAA
This is a messenger RNA of Westerdykella ornata, 1293 nucleotides long. RefSeq names its product regulator of G protein signaling superfamily. Lineage: Eukaryota; Fungi; Ascomycota; Dothideomycetes; Pleosporales; Sporormiaceae. The record is from RefSeq and is a predicted model, not a curated record. The annotation marks the transcript as partial. The transcript is spliced from 2 exons.